UAGUAGCUGCUAAACACACAGCAACCAAGUUAAAAAAGAGAAAGAAAAAAAUAAUAACAGAACAUUGAAGAGAGAAUAAGAGAGAGAGAGAGAUUGAACACACUCUCUCUUUCUGUCUCUUUGUUCUACAUUGUUAUAGUUAUAGCUGCCAAAAGGGUUGCUCAUCAUCUUUGUCGGUCUACGUAUCGGUGAAUAUCCAAAGGUUGUAGCUUGUGUAGCAGCUACACAUAAUCUUGAUCACAAGCGAUUUCAGAAAACAACCCAGAAUCUAACUCCAGAUGGUGAAAUGCCCUUGCUUGCACGCUUUGAUGAUCUCACUCGCUUAGCUUCUCUUCUUCUUAUUUCUAACCGACUCACUUGUUCUGAAUCAGCGUUUUCAUCUGCACAACUUUCUCAGCAAUGGACUUCAAUGAAAUCUCAGCUCCAAUGUUGUUUUCUUCAGGAUCGUUGAAUACCCUUUUGAGUUCGAUCCUUGGAUUGCCCGUGUUGGAACUGGUGGCAAUCUGUGCCAACUUGACUCUGCUUCUUCUGUUUCUCUUUAUUUUCUCGGCCAGGAAGAUACUUGUGUGUCUGUGGGGAAGAGUUCGAUUCGGUAAGGACAAUACUGAAGACAAUGCCACCUCAAUUCGUGCUAAUGUUGAUGGUGGAAUACAUGACGUUCGAAUAGGUACAUGGUUUAAGUUGUCAGUGUUGUCUUGUUUCUAUGUUCUGUUGGUGCAAGUUUUGGUGUUGGGGUUUGAUGGGGUUGCUUUGAUUACCGGAGGGACUAAAGGGAAGCCUGUGGAUUUGUCUCUUCUUUCUGUGCCACUUGCACAGGGUUUAACUUGGGUUGUAUUAAGCUUCUCGGCUUUGCAUUGCAAAUUCAAGGUUUCUGACAAGUUUCCAAUUUUGUUGAGAGUUUCUUGGUUUUUGUUAUUUGUUAUUUGUUUGUGUACUUUAUAUGUUGAUGGGAGAGGGUUUUGGAUGGAAGGUUCCAAGCACCUACGUUCUCACGUUGUGGCUAAUGUUGCUGUUACCCCUGCUCUUGCCUUCUUGUGUAUUGCUGCAAUUAGGGGUGUUACUGGUAUACAAGUUUGUAGGAACUCUGAGGAUCAACAGCCAUUACUUGUUGAAGAAGAACCGGGGUGUCUCAAGGUUACUCCUUAUAGUGAUGCUGGAGUUUUUAGCUUGGUCACUCUGUCUUGGCUGAACCCAAUUCUUUCCAUUGGUGCAAAGAGACCACUUGAGCUUAAGGACAUUCCCCUUGUUGCACCAAAAGAUCGAGCCAAGACCAAUUAUAAGGUUUUGAAUUCAAAUUGGGAGAGGUUGAAGGCUGAAAACCCUUCUAUUCAGCCUUCAUUAGCUAGGGCAAUUCUCCAGUCAUUCUGGAAGGAGGCAGCUUGUAAUGCCAUCUUUGCUGGCGUCACUACUCUUGUCUCAUAUGUGGGUCCAUACAUGAUAAGUUACUUCGUUGAUUACUUGGUUGGUAAAGAGACUUUCCCUCAUGAAGGGUAUGUCCUUGCAGGGAUAUUCUUUGUUGCAAAGCUUGUGGAGACCUUGACAACUAGGCAGUGGUAUCUAGGAGUGGACAUCUUGGGUAUGCAUGUUAGGUCAGCUCUAACAGCAAUGGUAUAUCAUAAGGGUCUCAGAUUAUCAAGCAUGGCCAAGCAAAAUCACACAAGUGGGGAGAUUGUUAACUACAUGGCUGUUGAUGUUCAGAGGGUUGGGGACUACUCUUGGUAUUUUCAUGACAUGUGGAUGCUCCCUCUGCAGAUUGUCCUUGCCCUUGCAAUUUUGUAUAAGAAUGUUGGAAUUGCUUCCAUUGCAACACUGAUUGCUACAAUCAUUUCCAUUGUUGCCACUGUUCCUGUGGCUAGGAUCCAGGAAGAUUAUCAAGACAAAUUAAUGGCUGCUAAGGAUGAAAGAAUGAGAAAAACAUCCGAGUGCCUGAGGAAUAUGAGGACUCUCAAGCUGCAAGCUUGGGAGGACAGAUAUCGAAUAAAAUUGGAGGAGAUGCGUGGAAUAGAGUUCAAGUGGCUUCGGAAAGCCCUCUAUUCUCAGGCUUUCAUAACUUUCAUAUUCUGGAGCUCCCCUAUAUUUGUUUCAGCAGUCACUUUUGCUACUUCCAUAUUGUUGGGUGGUCAACUGACUGCAGGUGGUGUACUUUCUGCUUUAGCUACUUUCAGGAUCCUCCAAGAACCUUUGAGAAAUUUCCCGGACUUGGUGUCAACAAUGGCUCAGACAAAGGUUUCUCUUGAUCGAAUAUCUGAUUUCUUGCUGCAAGAAGAAUUACAGGAAGAUGCAACUAUUGUUUUGCCACAAGGCAUUUCUAACAUUGCUGUAGAAAUUAAGGAUGGUGUCUUCUGUUGGGACCCUUCUUUAUCUUCUAGGCUUACUCUAUCAGGGAUACAUGUCAAAGUUGAAAAAGGGAUGCGUGUGGCUGUUUGCGGUAUGGUUGGUUCAGGGAAAUCAAGUUUUCUUUCUUGCAUCCUUGGAGAGAUUCCUAAGCUUUCUGGUGAAGUAAGAGUAUGUGGCUCUGCUGCAUAUGUCUCCCAGUCCGCAUGGAUACAAUCAGGAACUAUAGAAGAAAAUAUCCUCUUCGGAAGCCGAAUGGACAAAGCAAAGUACAAGAAUGUUCUUCAUGCUUGUUCACUGAAAAAGGACCUAGAACAUUUCUCACAUGGUGAUCAGACAAUUAUUGGUGAUAGAGGUAUAAACCUGAGUGGUGGACAGAGGCAGCGGGUUCAGCUAGCCCGAGCACUCUAUCAAGAUGCUGAUAUUUAUCUGCUUGAUGAUCCCUUCAGUGCAGUUGAUGCCCACACUGGAUCAGAAUUGUUUAGGGAGUAUAUAUUGACAGCACUAGCAGAUAAAACAGUCAUUUUUGUGACCCAUCAAGUUGAAUUUCUUCCUGCUGCUGAUUUGAUACUGGUUCUUAAAGAAGGCUGCAUCAUACAGGCAGGAAAGUAUGAUGAUCUUUUAGGAGCAGGAACAGAUUUUAAAACUCUAGUUUCAGCUCACCAUGAAGCCAUAGAGGCUAUGGAUAUCCCUUCUCACUCCUCUGAAGAUUCGGAUGAAAAUUUAUCCUUGGAUGCACCUGUUAUGACCAGUAAGAAAUCCAUUUGUUCUGCAAACGAUAUUGACAGUUUGGCAAAGGAAGUGCAAGAUGGAUCAUCGGGUUCAGAUAAAAAAGCAAUUAAGGAUAAGAAGAAAGCAAAAAGAUCAAGAAAAAAACAGCUUGUUCAGGAAGAGGAGAGGGUUAGAGGUAGAGUCAGCAUGAAGGUGUAUUUGUCAUACAUGGCAGCAGCAUAUAAAGGCUUAUUGAUUCCACUCAUAAUAAUUGCACAGGCAUUAUUUCAGUUCCUUCAGAUUGCUAGUAAUUGGUGGAUGGCUUGGGCUAACCCUCAAACAGAAGGAGACCAGCCCAAAGUAACUCCCAUGGUUCUUCUUCUUGUUUACAUGGCCCUUGCUUUUGGCAGUUCAUGGUUUAUAUUUGUAAGGGCUGCUCUGGUGGCUACAUUUGGUCUUGCAGCUGCACAGAAGCUAUUUUUCAAGAUGCUUAGAAGUGUUUUCAAUGCACCAAUGUCUUUCUUUGACUCUACACCAGCUGGAAGGAUCUUGAAUCGGGUAUCAGUUGACCAAAGUGUUGUGGAUCUUGACAUUCCUUUUAGACUUGGUGGGUUUGCUUCAACAACUAUACAGCUUAUUGGUAUUGUUAGUGUAAUGACAGAAGUUACAUGGCAAGUUUUGCUCUUAGUUGUCCCAAUGGCCGUUGCUUGUUUGUGGAUGCAGAAAUACUACAUGGCUUCCUCAAGAGAACUGGUCCGUAUUGUAAGUAUCCAGAAGUCUCCAAUUAUACAUCUUUUUGGUGAAUCAAUUGCUGGAGCUUCCACCAUCAGAGGUUUUGGACAAGAAAAAAGGUUCAUGAAGCGGAACCUCUAUCUUCUUGAUUGUUAUGCACGACCAUUCUUCUGCAGUCUUGCUGCUAUUGAGUGGCUCUGCCUGCGGAUGGAGUUAUUGUCAACCUUUGUAUUUGCUUUCUGCAUGGUGUUACUUGUGAGCUUUCCCCAUGGAAGUAUAGACCCAAGCAUGGCUGGACUUGCUGUGACAUAUGGCCUGAAUUUAAAUGCACGCCUAUCGCGGUGGAUACUUAGCUUUUGCAAACUUGAAAAUAAAAUAAUAUCUAUCGAAAGAAUUUAUCAGUACAGCCAAAUUCCUAGUGAGGCACCAGCAAUUAUUGAAGAUUCUCGCCCUCCAUCCUCAUGGCCUGAAAAUGGGACAAUCAGAAUAAUUGAUUUGAAGGUCCGUUACAAGGAGAAUCUUCCUUUGGUGCUUCAUGGAGUAUCCUGCACAUUUCCUGGUGGGAAGAACAUUGGAAUAGUUGGACGUACUGGUAGCGGCAAAUCUACCUUGAUUCAAGCAUUAUUCCGAUUGGUCGAACCAUCAAGUGGGAGUAUCCUUAUAGACAACAUUAAUAUUUCAGAGAUUGGCCUUCAUGACCUACGAAGCCAUCUCAGUAUCAUACCACAAGAUCCAACCUUAUUUGAAGGGACCAUUCGAGGCAAUCUUGAUCCUCUUGAGGAGCACUCAGAUAAAGAGAUUUGGGAGGCACUAGAUAAGUCUCAGCUUGGAGAGAUUAUACGUAAUAAAAGACAAAAGCUUGAUACACCAGUUCAUGAAAAUGGAGAUAACUGGAGCGUAGGACAGCGGCAACUUGUUUCUCUGGGCCGAGCUCUACUGAAGCAGUCAAAAAUACUUGUACUUGAUGAAGCAACGGCAUCAGUUGAUGCUGCCACUGAUAAUCUUAUCCAGAAAAUUAUUAGAGAGGAGUUCAAAGACUGCACUGUGUGCACCAUUGCACAUCGUAUUCCUACUGUCAUUGACAGUGAUCUAGUUCUAGUCCUCAGUGAUGGUCGAGUUGCAGAGUUUGACACUCCUUCAAGACUAUUAGAGGAUAAGUCAUCCAUGUUUCUGAAGUUGGUGACUGAGUAUUCAUCACGGUCAAGUGGUGGUAUACCAGAUCUUUAGAUCAGAUGGAAUGUACAAAAACCUUCAGAGUUAGUGGUGGCUGGAGCUUAAAGACAGUUCAAAAGUUGAAACAGUGAGUGAUGCCUCACUUGCAUGCCACUGCUGCAUUGGGCGCAUGCAUAGACAAAAAGAAGAAAGGAAGGAACUGAGGUGCGUGUCUCUUCAUCAAUCAAGCACUCCAUAGGGGGAGAAAAUUAGUUUGGUUCUUCCCCUUGAACAAAAUUGAGGAAUAUACACAUAGUUAACAUGCUUUGUAACACAAAAUAAGAUGACCUGUGAUUACAGGAAAGUAAAUAUGGGGGACUGAAUCAGGUUCAAUAAUGUGCUAGAAAGUAGUUUGUAGUAUGAGGCACUAGGCUUUUUCUUAGUUAGAGAAGUGUAGAGUUAAAAGUAGUCUUGUGUAUUCCACAAUUUCUUGUAGCAAGUUCAGAAUUGAGCCAUUGCAAGGUCAGAUUCCAGCACCCCCCACCCC
Messenger RNA from Gastrolobium bilobum, 5476 nucleotides. RefSeq names its product ABC transporter C family member 5-like. Gene Ontology annotation, molecular function: ATP binding; ABC-type transporter activity; ATP hydrolysis activity. The transcript has 12 exons. The coding region runs from base 400 to 5004 and encodes 1534 amino acids. Lineage: Eukaryota; Viridiplantae; Streptophyta; Magnoliopsida; Fabales; Fabaceae. The record is from RefSeq and is a predicted model, not a curated record. Gene Ontology annotation, cellular component: plant-type vacuole; vacuolar membrane. Gene Ontology annotation, biological process: transmembrane transport.